CCCUGUUCCUUGGCAGCCUAGAAACCAGCAUGGCCCCCACACUAGCCCAGGCCUAUCGGCGGAGAUGGUGGAUGGCUUGCACAGCCAUGGUGGAGAACCUCUUCUUCUCUGCUGUACUGUUUGGCUGGGGCUCCCUGCUCAUCAUGCUUCAGAAGGAAGGCUUCUAUUCCCACUUUUGCCCAGAGAAGAAUGGCACCAACAGUAGUGAGAGCCAGCAUCCUAUGGAGCAUCAGUGGCCCACCUGUGAGAGCCAGGAGGAAAUGCUGAACCUGGGCUUUACCAUCGGCUCCUUUGUUCUCAGUGCCACCACCCUGCCCCUGGGCAUUCUCAUGGACCGAUUUGGGCCCCGGCCUAUUCGCCUGGUUGGCAGCUCCAGCUUCGCAGCUUCCUGUGCCCUGAUGGCUCUGGCCUCUCAGAAGCCCUUAGUUUUGUCUCCGCUCAUCUUUCUGGCCUUGUCUCUGAAUGGCUUCGGUGGCAUCUGUCUGACCUUCACUUCGCUCACUCUGCCCAACAUAUUUGGAAACCUUCGAUCCACCGUCAUGUCCCUGAUGAUUGGUUCCUAUGCAUCGUCGGCCAUCACAUUCCCUGGAGUUAAGCUGAUCUACGAUGCUGGUGUGUCCUUUGUAGUCAUCAUGUUUACCUGGUCUGCUCUGGCCUGUCUCAUUUUCCUCAAUUGUGCCCUCAACUGGCCCAGUGAAGCCUUCCCUGCCCCAGAGGAGGCCAAUUACAUGAAAAAGAUCAAGGUGAAUGGGCUGGCCUUAGACCACAAGGUGACCGGCGAUCGCUCUCUUGUCCAUGUUACUACCACGAGUCAACAACUGAACCAGAAGACCCCAAAUGCAGAGGAAGAAAGGGAGUUCUUUUCAUUAUCUCAAGAGGUGGAAGGCACUUUGGCUGCCACUCCUGAGAAAUCUGUCCCCUUUCGGAAAAGCCUCUUUUCUCCCAUAUUUCUCUGGAGUCUCCUUACCAUGGGUAUGACCCAACUUCGGGUGAUUUUCUACAUGGCUGCCAUGAACAAGAUGCUGGAAUUCUUAAUCACUGGCGGCCAAAAACUGGAAACAGAGGAGGAGGAAUGUUACAUGAAGGAGCAAGUUGGCUUCUACUCCUCCGUCUUUGGUGCUAUGCAGCUGCUGUGCCUCCUCACCUGUCCUCUAAUUGGCUACAUCAUGGACUGGCGAAUCAAGGAAUGUGUGGAUGUUCCUGGUGAUGCCAACAUCCUAGAAGAGACCAGGGACGGGAUUGCUAAGAAGGAGACCAGAAUUCGCUACGGAAAGAUCCAGAAACUCACCAAUGCUAUCUAUGCUUUUCUUUUGACCAACACUCUGCUCGUGGUCUUUGGGGUCACCUGUCUCAUCCACAGCUUACAUGUGCAGCUCUUAUCCUUCAUCCUACACACAGUGAUUCGAGGCUUCUACCACUCUGCCUGUGGGGGACUCUAUGCUGCUGUGUUUCCUUCUAAUCACUUUGGGACACUGACUGGCCUGCAGUCUACAAUCAGUGCCAUAUUUGCCCUUUUGCAACAGCCUCUUUUCAUGGUAAUGUUGGGACCUCUUCAUGGAGACCCUUUCUGGGUGAAUUUGGGUCUGCUCUUCUUCUCCCUACUGGGAUACCUGCUGCCCACCCACCUCUUCUUUUAUCGUGCAAAGCUGCAGAAAAAGCUCUACUCCUGGAAGGCUCCAGAAGUGUCCUAUUUGCAAGAAACAGUUGCCUAGUUGGGGGAAGGAGUGCCCCCACUUGGUACCCCCAGGAACAACCGGAGGAAUUGCCCCAGCUUGGAGUUUCUACCUGCAACAUAUGCACAUAGCCACGGGACAUGGAUUUAUAAAUACAUGAGUUCUAUUUUUGUAGGAACUUGCAAAAAAGUCAAAACCAAAAAAAGAAAAAGCCCAAAACAAAAAAAAAAAAAACAAAGCACCCCACAACAACCACCAAAAGAAAAAAAACCCACACAGAAAUGCUCCAUUGAUGAAGGCCAGGCUAGAGGGCUUCAUGGCAGAUUCAGAGUGGAAAGACUUGUUUUCUUUUUCUCUUGAAACCACAAGGCUGCCUAGGGCCAGGGCUACCCACUGACCUCUAUGGGUAGAGGUGCCAUCCUGGUGACAGACAUUUCUGGAGACGAGACCCAUGGGGUGGCCUCCCAUCCCCUGCACAGGGCCUGUGGGGUUGGGCCCAAGAUGGGUAUCUGGCCGGAAGCUAGAAGGGGAGCCUGACUUUGAGGGUGGGAGGGCAGGUUCCCUCCUUGUCGCUACUGCUAUGGCUGCUGCCAUUGUGGUUGCCACAAUGGAAAUAAAAAGGGAAGCAAGA
This is a messenger RNA of Trichosurus vulpecula (common brushtail), 2304 nucleotides long. RefSeq names its product solute carrier family 43 member 1 (gene SLC43A1). Gene Ontology annotation, molecular function: L-amino acid transmembrane transporter activity; neutral L-amino acid transmembrane transporter activity. Gene Ontology annotation, biological process: transmembrane transport; neutral amino acid transport. The transcript has 14 exons. The record is from RefSeq and is a predicted model, not a curated record. Lineage: Eukaryota; Metazoa; Chordata; Mammalia; Diprotodontia; Phalangeridae. The coding region runs from base 30 to 1712 and encodes 560 amino acids.